UUUCUUUGCAAACGCAGAGUUGUGAAGAAGGGAAAAGGAGCAACUUAGCUUUUGUGCUUACAAGGCAGUAAAAAAAAAUGGUACGUGCCAAGUGUUGGAUCCUGAAGAAACACUUUGAGGGGUUUCCUAAGCAGAGUGAUUUUGAACUAAAAGAGGUAGAAUUACCACCGCUGAAAGAUGGAGAGGUCCUGCUUGAAGCGGCAUUCCUCAGUGUGGACCCCUAUAUGAGACCGUACAGUAGGGUCUAUAUGAAGGAAGGUGAUACAAUGCUUGGCUACCAAGUUGCAAAGGUUCUGGAAAGCAAGGACCCCACAUACCGAGUAGGGGAAUUUGUUAUAUCUCAGUCAGGCUGGACGACUCAUGCCGUUUCCAAGGGCAAAGACCUAUCACUAUUGCCUUCUAGCUGGCCAGGAAACCUUUCCAGAUCUUUGGCUCUUGGGACAAUUGGCAUGCCCGGGCUUACCGCCUACUUUGGCCUAUCUGAGAUCUGUAGGAUGAAACCAGGAGAGACUAUCCUGAUUAAUGCAGCAGCUGGUGCUGUGGGCAAUGUGGUAGGACAGAUUGCUAAACUAAAGGGUGGCAAAGUGGUUGGCUGUGCAGGUUCCGACGAGAAAGUCGCCCAUCUAAAAGAACUUGGCUUUGAUGAAGUCUUUAACUAUAAGACCGUGGGAUCCCUGGAAGAGGCGCUGAAAAAGGCAUCCCCCGAAGGCUAUGACUGCUACUUCGAUAAUGUGGGAGGAGAAUUUAGCGAUAUUGUUUUGGAACAAAUGAAGAAAUUUGGGAGAAUUGCUGUGUGUGGCGCUAUUUCACAGUACAAUAACGCUGCGCCCAAAAAAGGGCCUUAUGUCCAGAUGCCUAUGAUCUUCAAAGAACUCUGCAUGGAAGGAUUCUUGGUCACACGCUGGGAUAGCAGGAAAGAAGAAGGGCUGAAAGCACUGUUGAAAUGGGUUGAAGAGGGGAAAAUUAAGUAUCAUGAACACAUCACUAAAGGAUUUGAAAACAUGCCAGCAGCAUUCAUGGGAAUGCUUAAAGGAGAAAAUACGGGGAAGGCAGUAGUAAAAGUGUAACGGUCUUUCUUCCAAGAAACCAGGCCCAAUAAACGCUUAGCCACACCUCC
Messenger RNA from Elgaria multicarinata webbii, 1117 nucleotides. It is a transcript of the gene PTGR1, whose product is annotated as prostaglandin reductase 1. Gene Ontology annotation, cellular component: cytoplasm. Lineage: Eukaryota; Metazoa; Chordata; Lepidosauria; Squamata; Anguidae. Gene Ontology annotation, biological process: prostaglandin metabolic process. The transcript has 10 exons. Gene Ontology annotation, molecular function: 2-alkenal reductase [NAD(P)H] activity; 15-oxoprostaglandin 13-reductase [NAD(P)+] activity. The coding region runs from base 78 to 1067 and encodes 329 amino acids. The record is from RefSeq and is a predicted model, not a curated record.